AAUUAGAAAUUCAAAGAAAGGAGAGAGAUUCGGAGCUCCACCCUGUUCUUUUCCUAGUAAAGUCGGAUCCUUUGUUCCUUCUCGCCGUCCACAGAAGUUCAAACUACGCGCCGCCGCCGUGUUCCCCCGCCGUUCGCUCUUGCACAAUCAACACACACGAACACGAACUCCGCCUCAUCUCGUCCGUUACUUCAACGAUUGAAAAACGAAAUUGAUUAUUUUCACAAUCUCUAAUUGUUUUAAGAUUAGAAAAAAAAAAUCCCGACGCCGGAAUUAUUUAUAGGUUCAGGUAAUGGAUAAACAAAUUGCGCUGGGUAACAACGAUAUAGAUGAUGUACGCUGGCUCUGUUCUCUAACCGAAUCCGAACUCGAUUUGCUCAUGGGAUUAAAACAUAUGGCGAACAUGCGAGCCCAGAAAAUCGGCCACGAAUCUCUAGCAAAGAAUUUCAACUUGCGAAUGCUUCGAGAACUCAGUUUCAUUUUUAUGGAGCAUUUGAAAGGGCAGCUAAAAGAUGUACAAGAGGCUUCGGCCUUUGACUGUAACUUAUCGAAGCAAAACGUCAGUGCUAGUUUUGCCAGUAUGACCGUCGAAGAUUUAUAUCCGUACAUUUGUUCCGAUCAGAAUAAAAGAAUCGCAGAAAUGUUUUUCGAAGAUAUGCCUCCCUCCCAAAAGAAGAAAACCAACAACUGGUGAUUCGGUUAGACUUGUCGGCUUUCGUACUUGCCCGUUGUCGUUUAUUUCUCUAGUUUGUACAUUUAGCUUACGAGAUUGUACCCUUGAGUGGCAUCAAUCUGAAUGAGUUUAUAUUAGUUGCUUGACAUUCUGCUAACUCAACACUAGUCCUAACUCCUAAUAUACCAUUUGACUUUAAGGCCUUGUUUGGCCCUCGAAUUUAAGAUUAGCCAAGAUA
This is a messenger RNA of Erythranthe guttata (spotted monkey flower), 911 nucleotides long. RefSeq lists its product as uncharacterized. Lineage: Eukaryota; Viridiplantae; Streptophyta; Magnoliopsida; Lamiales; Phrymaceae. The record is from RefSeq and is a predicted model, not a curated record.